Molecule: messenger RNA, 1312 nt
Organism: Drosophila rhopaloa
Lineage: Eukaryota; Metazoa; Arthropoda; Insecta; Diptera; Drosophilidae
Gene: grass
Product: serine protease grass
Exons: 6
Coding region: 93-1223 (376 amino acids)
Biological process (GO): proteolysis
Molecular function (GO): serine-type endopeptidase activity
Source: RefSeq, a predicted model, not a curated record
CUGUCUUCCAGUCGAGCUUGGAGCGUCUGUUUGCCCAGAAUACAACGUCACACUACAGGUUCCGAUCAGUCCAGAUCAGCUAUCGCAGCGAGAUGAUUGGCAGCAGCCUCGUCGUCUUAUAUGGCAUUGCCCUCGUGUCGUCGAUGGGCGUGCAAUCUGCCCGAGCAGCCUACGCCGACGACUGCACCACCCCGGAUGGCGAUCAGGGCCGAUGCAUGCCCUUCUCCUCCUGUCGGAACAUCGAAGAGCGGCUCACAGAGGCCCAGAAAUCCGGACAGAAAGUACCAGCCGAUUACGCCGUCUAUCUGCAAAAGGCCUCCUGCGGCGAGUUUAAUGGAGUGCGUCACUUUUGCUGUGCUUCCGCCCAGAUUCAGCACAACUCCAAGGUAAUGACCCUUUUGAAGGACGAGAAUUUCGACUGCGGCAACUUCCUCAGCCAGCGGGUGGCCAAUGGAUACGAGGUGAAGCUCUCAUCUAGACCCUGGAUGGCCCUUCUUCGUUACCACCAGUUUGGAGAGUCGAGAUUUCUCUGCGGCGGAGCCCUAAUCUCUGAACGUUAUAUCUUGACUGCUGCCCACUGCGUCCACGGACUCCAGAAUGACCUUUACGAGAUCCGUCUGGGUGAGCAUCGCAUCUCAACGGAAGAGGACUGCCGGCAGCAGGGACGAAAGAAGAAGUGUGCUCCUCCAGUUGUCGAUGUGGGCAUUGAGAAGCAUCUGAUCCAUGAGCAGUACGAUUCCCGCCACAUUAUGAACGACAUUGCUUUGCUGCGCCUAAACAGAAGCGUUCCCUUUCAAAAACACAUCAAACCCAUUUGCCUGCCCAUCACGGAUGAGCUAAAACAGCAGGCGGAGCAGAUUAAUACCUUUUUCGUGACUGGCUGGGGUACCACGGAGAAUGGCUCCUCCUCGGAUGUGCUGCUCCAGGCGAACGUGCCGCUUCAGCCCCGGUCUUCCUGUUCUCAAGCCUACCGAAGAACAGUGCCCCUCACCCAGCUUUGUGUAGGCGGCGGCGACCUUCAGGAUUCCUGCAAGGGUGACUCCGGUGGGCCACUCCAAGCUCCCGCCCGUUAUUUAGGAGAGUUCGCCCAGAAGAUGGUGGAGUUUGGCAUCGUAAGCCAGGGCGUAGUUUCCUGCGGACAGAUCAGCCUUCCAGGACUAUACACCAAUGUCGGCGAGUACGUCCAGUGGAUUACGGACACCAUGGCCAGCAAUGGCCUGUGAAAAGAGUCAUCAGUUGUGAGCAGUUUUUAAAGUGUAUCUUAGUAAUUAGUGCAUCCCAAAAAUAUAUUAUACACAUAUUCGUAAACUUA